AUGGAGACAGCUGAGGCUAGAGCCAUAGACCCCGUGCUAGAGAGAUACUCGCCACCUACUGGGGUCUCACCACCCUACUGGGGUUCUCACCACCUACCGGGGUCCUCACCACCUACUGGGUUCCUCAUCACCUACUGGGGUCCCUCACCACCUACUGGGGUCCUCACACCUACUGGGUUCUCAUCACCUACCGGGGUCCUCACUACCUACUGGGUCUCACCACCUACUGGGGUCCUCACCACCUACUGGGGUCCUCACCACCUACUGGGUUCCUCAUCACCUACCGGGGUCCUCACCACCUACCGGGUCCUCACCACCUGGGGUCCUCACCACCUACUGGGGUCCUCACCACCUACAGGGGUCCUCACCACCUGGGGUCCUCACCCUACUGGGGUCCUCACCACCUACUGGGUUCUCACCACCUACUGGGUCCUCACCACCUACCGGGGUCCUCACCACCUACUGGGGUCUCAUCACCUACUGGGGUCUCACCACCUACCGGGGUCCUCACCACUGGGGUCCUCACCACCUACUGGGUUCCUCAUCACCUACCGGUCCUCACCACCUACUGGGGUCCUCACCACCCCUACUGGGGUCCUCACCACCUACUGGGGUCCUCACCACCUACCGGGGUCCUCACCACCUACCAGGGGUCCUCACCACCUACUGGGGUCCUCACCACCUACUGGGGUCUCACCACCUGGGGUCUCUACACCUACUGGGGUCCUCACCACCUACCAGGUCCCUCACCACCUACUGGGGUCCUCACCACCUGGGUUCCUCACCUACUGGGUUUCCUCACCACCUACUGGGUUCCUCACCUACUGGGGUCCUCACCACCUACUGGGGUCCUCACCACCAACUGGGGUCUCCAUCACCUACUGGGUUCCUCAUCACCUACUGGGUUCCUCAUCUCUGGGUUCCUCACACCUACUGGGGUCACCACCUACUGGGGUCCCUCACCACCUACAGGGUCCUCACCACCUACUGGGGUCCUCACCACCUACUGAGGUCCUCACCACCUACCGGGGUCCUCACCGCCUACUGGGUCUCUACCUGCUGGGGUCACCACCUACUGGGUUCUCAUCACCUGCUGGGGUCCUCACCACCUACAGUCUCACCACCUACUGGGUUCCUCACCACCUACUGGGGUCCUCACCACCUACUGGGGUCUCACCACCUACUGGGGUCCUCACCACCUACCGGGGUCCCUUACCACCUACCGGGGUCCUCACCACCUACUGGGGUCCUCACCACCUACCGGGGUCCUCACCACCUACUGGGUUCCUCAUCACUACUGGGUUCCUCAUCACCCCUCAGGGGUCUCACCUACUGGGUCCCUCUACCCACUGGGGUCCCUCACCACCUACUGGGGUCCUCACACCCUACCAGGGUCCUCCACCACCUACUGGGGUCCUCACCACCUACUGGGGUCCUCACCACCUACUGGGUCCCCUCACCACUUACUGGGGUCCCCACCUACCAGGGUCCCUCACCACCUACUGGGGUCCUCACCACUACUGGGGUCUCACCACCUACCAGGGUCUCACCACCUACCGGGGUCCUCACCACCUACUGGGUUCCUCACCUACUGGGGUCCUCACCACCUACUGGGGUCCUCACCACCUACUGGGGUCCUCUACCAGGUCCUCCCACCACCUACCGGGGUCCUCACCACCCUGGGGUCUCACCACCUACUGGGGUCCCUCACCACCUACAGGUCCUCACCACCUACUGGGGUCCUCACCACCUACAGGGGUCUUCACCACCUACCGGGGUCCUCACCACCUACCAGGAGACUUCAACACCUUAUAUGUGGAGUUUAAGGUAAGGGGCUUAGAGUUCCUGGUCUACUGA
Homarus americanus (American lobster) is the source of this 1857-nucleotide messenger RNA. RefSeq names its product leucine-rich repeat extensin-like protein 5. The coding region runs from base 1 to 1857 and encodes 618 amino acids. The transcript has 3 exons. Lineage: Eukaryota; Metazoa; Arthropoda; Malacostraca; Decapoda; Nephropidae. The record is from RefSeq and is a predicted model, not a curated record.